AUGACCAACGUGCAAGCCCGCCUACUCCUCCUGGCCCUCUCAAUGCCCUGCAACUCCCGUUUACCCAACAUCUACGCUGUCGCCCUCAGCGAGCUCCAAGAACUCGAGUCGGAGCCCCUCUGCCAUCGCGUUGCCGCCCGCAUACUAGUCAACAACUGCCAACUGGUCAACGGCAAGCAUGAAGCGACCAUUCUUACCGACAGCGGUCGGCAGCGCGGGAGCUUUGCCAUACCGAACGAGGGCGCCAAAUUCCGGGAGCCCUCGCUCAGCCAGCUCGCUCUGAGGGAUGAACCUCAGUUGCAUGUGAGCCCCUGCGAGAUUGGGCUUUGUCUCUCGGCGCUCGCAGCGUCGGAUGCUGCCUGGAGCACGUGGGUGAGCUACCGCCCCAAGGCGCUGUGGUUCUGCGAGGCGGCGCAAGCAGACAACGAGAAGAAACAAGCAAUGAAAAAGACGUCGAAACCCUUUCGCGACGGGCUCCAACAUGCCGAAGACCUACAGCAGCUGCUGCACAGUUUGCCGGCAAACGUCCUGGAGAGCAACUCACAGUUUGCGCUCGCGCAUGAACAGUCGCUUCAUCAAGCAUCCCAGCGAAUCAACGACGAGAUGGGCGCGUUGAUGGCAGUGGUAUCGACGGCCAUCGCCUCGUCCAGCUCUCUCUCGCAGCAAAUAGCCGCCGCGCUCCCCCAACGCCAAGUCAGACAUGGACCGCCUGGUCACGGCGACUGA
Parathielavia appendiculata is the source of this 726-nucleotide messenger RNA. RefSeq lists its product as uncharacterized. Gene Ontology annotation, cellular component: endoplasmic reticulum membrane. The coding region runs from base 1 to 726 and encodes 241 amino acids. NCBI's taxonomy places the organism in Eukaryota, Fungi, Ascomycota, Sordariomycetes, Sordariales, Chaetomiaceae. The transcript is spliced from 5 exons. Gene Ontology annotation, biological process: nuclear membrane fusion involved in karyogamy; karyogamy involved in conjugation with cellular fusion. The record is from RefSeq and is a predicted model, not a curated record.